Molecule: messenger RNA, 2799 nt
Organism: Pochonia chlamydosporia 170
Lineage: Eukaryota; Fungi; Ascomycota; Sordariomycetes; Hypocreales; Clavicipitaceae
Product: aimless RasGEF
Exons: 6
Coding region: 1-2799 (932 amino acids)
Biological process (GO): positive regulation of GTPase activity; Ras protein signal transduction
Cellular component (GO): plasma membrane
Molecular function (GO): guanyl-nucleotide exchange factor activity
Source: RefSeq, a predicted model, not a curated record
AUGACUUCAAAAAGUUCUAACACUUCUAGUAGUCGAAAGAGUCGCCGGACAUCAGAUAGCCCUGCGACCUUGCCGAAGCGACGAUCCUCUUCUACUGCGACUCCGACCCAGUCCAACACAACCUCAUCAACUUCAACUCCAACCACCAAUACCGGCAAGCGGCGACCGUCAGCAACUACGCGCGAUUCAACUCAAACAAACGCCAGCAGCAGCGUCUUCUCCCGCAGUUCCAUCUCGACCGGCAUAACCGCCGCCUCGAGCUCAGCCGGUGCCGGUGCUAGCGCUCUUUCUCCUGCUGAUGGUACUACUGCUGGAGGUGAUAGGGACUCCUUCGUCUCCAUUGUCGACGACCCUUUCUUUCAACGCUUCCAUCCCGUCAUCACUGCCCACGCUGAGCGUGAGGCUUCCGACGAGAGCACCUCGGCCGAACCACAGAACGAUAGCGAUGACAACAACAAUAACAAGACUCAACGUUGGCCACCUCCCCGUCGAGAGUCUUUGACUAUUGGACCUUCACAAUACUGGCCACAACCCAUUUCCACAAUGGAGAGCUACAACAUUGCCAUUAUCGGCGCCGAUGCCGUAGGCAAGUCGACAUUCGUUCAGCGGGUGCUGCAAUUGUCUCGCCCGCCUGUGACAAACACCUCCAGUGCACGCAUACAGGUUGAUAAUGUUACCCACAUGAUCACACUGGUCGAGCUGGAUCUCGAGCAUUUCGAGCUCAAUCCAGCUCAGCCAAUCCAAUGGCCGAAACAAAUAAACGGUCACAUUGUUCCUCGAGUUGACGCCGCCCUCAUUCUUUACGAUGUUACAGAUGACGGCUCCAUUCGCCAACUGCCCAAAACUGUCGCCGCUCUUACCAACUCAGGUCUACCAGCUAUGCUAGGCGCUUGUAAAUGCGAUUGUCCCGAGGACGACUGGGAGAUCAAUGCGGACGAGUUAGCAAAUCACCAAUACUUCAAGCCGUGCAUUGGCCAGUACAAGAUUUCGAUAGACAGACCAGACAUUUCCAAAGCUUGCAUAAUCAGUGUCAUUCGAGCGGCUGUAAUGCAUAGACGGGAUGAGAGCGGAGAAACGGUAUCGAGAAGACGAGCACAGUCGGCAGCCAAUCUUGAAGCGCCUGAUCCAUCAGCUGGCAGGCCACUUAGUGAGCACAGCAAGCAUAGCAGGGCGAGCUCAGAUUUUUCCAUCCUUAAGACUUUUCCCAAUCCACAGUCCAACGAAACCUACCGCUUUCGCGUCGAUAAACCCGGGACCGACUCGUUUCUUGACAUCGAUGAAUCCGACUCCGAAUCCCACAGAUACUCUGACGACAUUCCCAUCCUACAACGCAAUGACGAUGUCAUCGUCGAAAAGCACCCAAAGAUUGCCGGCGUCACGUUUGAGGAAUUGGUAGACCGGUUACUAGCACCGCGAUUAUCCCGAGCGGACAACAAUUUUUCGGAUAUAUUCCUGUGUCUAUACCGAAAGUUUGCCGCCCCCGGGCAGCUCUUUUCUGCCAUUCUUGUACGACUGGAUAAGGUUCGGGACGACAAAACCGCACAUUAUCUCACCAAAACGGCAACGCAACUUCGAAUUAUUGAGGUAGUAGCUAAAUGGGUAUCGCUGUACCCGGGCGACUUUGCUCGUCCUACCACGCGACGCAAUCUCGAAGACUUUAUCAAACACUUAUCCACGGAGCCAAUUUUUGCCAUUGCAGCACAACAAAUGCGCCGCAAUCUCUUCUUCAACGUUAUUGAAGAUGAUGAUACGGGUUGGGCAAACUCGGACAAUUCUGGAGACGAAAUUGCUAGCAAGAUACUGUCCAAAGAAAUGAGCGACCUUUCCGCGGGAAUCAAUGCGUUGCAAUUCGAUGGCGAAACCGAUAGUUUGGGCGGCUCAGAGAACCCUUCUACCGACAAAGGGAGCAGGCUGGGGAAUCAGUUUCAGUUCAAUUCUUACGAGGAGUACGAAAGAGAGGCCACCGUUUUGGAGCCCUCUGAUCACCUUCCCAUGAAUAAGUUCCGUUAUCACAUAUUCAUGGACAUUUCCGAAUACGAUAUUGCUGAUGAACUGACUCGUAUCGAUUGGAUCAUGUUCUCUUCAAUACGAAUCCGUGACUUUGUGAGGCACGUCAGCUUGUCGGCAUCACAAAAGGACAAGUGCAAGAGCUUGCAAAACGUGAACCGGAUGAUUAGCCACUUCAACCACAUCGCCAAAUGGGUCGCGAACAUGAUUUUGUUGCGAGACAAGGCUAAGCACCGGGCCCAGAUGUUGGAGAAGUUUAUGAACAUUGCGCUGAAGCUGAGGCAGCUCAACAACUAUAAUGGACUGGCCGCCGUGCUGGCCGGAAUAAAUGGAACUGCCAUUCAUCGACUGGCACAAACUCGUGCCCUCGUGCCUACGGAGGUACAGAAACGGUUUGCUCGGCUGGUUAUUCUCAUGGGAACCCAAAAGAGCCACUUUGCGUAUCGGCUGGCUUGGGAAAACUCCCCGCUGCCACGGAUACCAUUCAUUCCGCUGCAUCGACGUGAUCUCGUAUCAGCAGAAGAAGGCAGCAAAACGUUCCUCGGCCCCAACGAUGAUCGUAUCAAUUGGAAGAAGUUCGAGAUACUGGGAGAGGUGUUGCUGCCAAUUAUGAAGAGUCAAGGGGCCGCGUAUCCUAAUUUGGCCAAGCAUGAAACUGCGAGAGAUUUGAUCCUGGGUUGUCGCAUGCCCGCGGAUGACGAGGAAAUCUAUCAACGUAGCCUUCAGCUAGAAAGCAGCGCUUCAGGGCAAAUAGAGCCGAGUAAGAAGAAAUUUCCGUGGUUUGCCAAGUAG